GCGGAUCCCCGAGCCCGGCUUUCGGCUCCGCGCGCUCCGCCCUGGCCUCGCAGGCUGCCGCGCCGGAGCGCCAGGUGCCCGCCGAAGUAGCAGGAAAAGAGCGGGUGCCCAGACCCUCCCCCGGCCCCCAACCUGCGGCGGAGAGCGGCGCCGAGACCUCUCUUGGGCGGGCGAGCGCUCGAGGACCUACAGGCUGCCACCCCGCCCCUCCCCUCGUCCCGGCGUCCGCGGGAUCCAGACCCGAACCCCGCACGGCGCCCGAGGUUCGUGCCCUCUCUCUGGACAGCGCCAACUGCCCCAUCGGUCGGGACGCGCUUGGAUUUCUUUCCCCAUUUCUUCUCUUUUAAGUACAAUAAAAGGAAAGGGGGAUUCUAGGAUUUUUUUAAAAAUUGCUUCUUUAAUUGGGAGGCAAUUCACUCCCAUUCUGGAGGUGCGGCCCCGGGAGGGGCCAGGAGCGGGAACGUGCCCGGUGCUGCCCAGUCUUUGUCUGCUGCCUCCGGAUGCACAGCGAUGGGGGAAUGGACCAUCUUGGAGAGGCUGCUAGAAGCCGCGGUGCAGCAGCACUCCACUAUGAUCGGGAGGAUUCUGUUGACUGUGGUGGUGAUCUUCCGGAUCCUCAUUGUGGCCAUUGUGGGGGAGACGGUGUACGAUGAUGAGCAGACCAUGUUUGUGUGCAACACCCUGCAGCCCGGCUGUAACCAGGCCUGCUAUGACCGCGCCUUCCCCAUCUCCCACAUACGUUACUGGGUCUUCCAGAUCAUAAUGGUGUGUACCCCCAGUCUUUGCUUCAUCACCUACUCUGUGCACCAGUCCGCCAAGCAGCGAGAACGCCGCUACUCUACUGUCUUCCUAGCUCUGGACAGAGAACCCCCUGAGUCCGUAGGAGGUCCUGGAGGAACUGGGGGUGGGGGCAGUGGUGGGGGCAAACGAGAAGAUAAGAAGUUGCAAAAUGCUAUUGUCAAUGGGGUGCUACAGAACACAGAGAACACCAGUAAGGAGACAGAGCCAGAUUGUUUAGAGGUUAAGGAGCUGACUCCACACCCAUCAGGGCUACGCACUGCAUCAAAAUCCAAGCUCAGAAGGCAGGAAGGCAUCUCCCGCUUCUACAUUAUCCAAGUGGUGUUCCGAAACGCCCUGGAAAUUGGGUUCCUGGUGGGCCAAUAUUUUCUCUAUGGCUUUAGUGUCCCAGGGUUGUAUGAGUGUAACCGCUACCCCUGCAUCAAGGAGGUGGAAUGUUAUGUGUCCCGGCCAACUGAGAAGACUGUCUUUCUAGUGUUCAUGUUUGCUGUAAGUGGCAUCUGUGUUGUGCUCAACCUGGCUGAACUCAACCACCUGGGAUGGCGCAAGAUCAAGCUGGCUGUGCGAGGGGCUCAGGCCAAGAGAAAGUCAAUCUAUGAGAUUCGUAACAAGGACCUGCCAAGGGUCAGUGUUCCCAAUUUUGGCAGGACUCAGUCCAGUGACUCUGCCUAUGUGUGAGAGGGCAGGUUUCAUGAAGGUCUGGAGGACGGCAAGGAGCCCCAAAGCAGAUGACUGCUCAGAGGUGGCUGUAUCUACCCUCAUUUAUGUGACCCUCACCAUUAAGAUGUAGGAUAAGACUGGAUAAAAGAAGAUUUUGCAUCAAUGGGAGAAGAGGAAAAGUGGAACCAUUUUCACAUAUCACCUAAUUGGUUCCACAGAGACAAUUGGGUAGAGUGAUGAAAUGGAUCAAUUAGACUUCUUUGGGCCCUUUCUGUUUAUGGCCCAGCCUGAUCCUGAUAACGCUGAACUUGCACAGCUACCAAGUAGGACUUAGCCCUGCUGAGCUCUUUAUUCUGGUGAAUGGUGUGAGUUGAGUACUUCAUUGAUAUAAAAUCUGUGACCUAUCUCAACCCAUCCCUUUAUCCUGAGCCAUGGGACAAACAUCCUUGAGGCACCCUUCAUGUAUCUCCCCCACCAGCAUGCCCCUUUCCCUCAAUCCAGAAUAGCAUGCCAGCUUUUUUUUUUUUUCUUCAGAAUCUGGCCUUACAUUAGACCUAAUAUGGUUUAUUUGCAAACUUAGAGGGAAUUACAUGGGGUGCUUAUUGGAGAAUGGCCAUGGCAGAGGUUUUCAUUAGAGCCCCAUCUGACUGGCCCUUAGUCAUGAUGAAAACCUUAGGAAUGUCUCAAUAUUUCCAAUUUUCUAACUCAAACUGCACUGGUGCUGUUUACUAGGGAUGGGGGAUGGGUGGGAGGGAGGGAAUUGCAAUAUGCAACUACAAUACUUUUGUGAGAUUGUUGUUGCACUGUUAGGCACAUGCUUAUGAGCGUCAGGAUAUUUCUGCCUUCCAGCUUGUGGACUUUGGUUAACAUUAAAAAGAUUUUUUUUGGUUAAUAUCAAGAGUGUCUACCUGAGCCACAGCAUUUGUAACUGGUGUAUCUCACUCAUUUUCUCACAUAGUUUUGUUGUGCAACACAGCUGCACAGUCAUUUUGCCAUGAUUUGAAUUUACCUGUGUGCUUACACCAGAGACCUUAAUCGUCCCAUGUCAAUCCUGAUUUAUUAUAUUUUCAGUUACUUUUUGAAACACACACACACAUACACAUACACAUACAAAAUUACUGGCUUAAAAGACCUGGAACUAAACACUAUUGGCUCACAUAUGUUUACGGUGACUUAUUUGAGACAUAUACCAAAGGUUCAAAAACCUAUUGCAUUGGACUGUCAAUAUGUUUCCUUCUUUUUGCUCUUAUUUAUUUAAGUGCCAUACUGUACCUUUCAUAUCCACUUUGUAUUUAGUUAAAAUAUUGGCCAAGAGAAAUAUCUGGGUAAUGUGCUUUUAUGAAGCGCUUUGUUCCCUUUGAAUUAUCAUUAUCAUUUUUGAUUUAGAUAUGGACAUGGUGUAACACACAACUAAGAAUUUGUUUAAAAUAAAGUUCUUGCCUUUUUUUGUAAAAUGGGAAGAGUCUGCACUUUUUGAUUGGGGGUAUAUUUAUUUAAAUGCAUGAUCAAAAAUGUUAUAACAGCAAAACAUUGGGGGUAGGAAGUAAGUGAUGGUUGAAUAAUAUUUGAGGAAUGACCAAUAAAAUUCAAUCAGCCACUAACAGAUGAA
Symphalangus syndactylus (siamang) is the source of this 3067-nucleotide messenger RNA. It is a transcript of the gene GJD2, whose product is annotated as gap junction protein delta 2. The record is from RefSeq and is a predicted model, not a curated record. Lineage: Eukaryota; Metazoa; Chordata; Mammalia; Primates; Hylobatidae. Gene Ontology annotation, molecular function: gap junction channel activity. Gene Ontology annotation, cellular component: connexin complex. Gene Ontology annotation, biological process: cell-cell signaling.